This is a messenger RNA of Silurus meridionalis, 1806 nucleotides long. RefSeq lists its product as uncharacterized. Bases 114 to 1235 code for a protein of 373 amino acids. The transcript has 8 exons. Gene Ontology annotation, biological process: D-serine catabolic process. Gene Ontology annotation, molecular function: D-serine ammonia-lyase activity. The record is from RefSeq and is a predicted model, not a curated record. NCBI's taxonomy places the organism in Eukaryota, Metazoa, Chordata, Actinopteri, Siluriformes, Siluridae.
GAGUAUUCGGUAUUGCCCAUCCCUUGAGGAGGGAUUGCUGUCUGUUUACGCCCCGUUCUCAUUUUGCGCAUGCGCGGAGCUUGUGCCUGGAGACGCUUUCUAAAGAGAAGAAGAUGGCCAGAAGCACCGAGUUCAUGGAGGACCUCUGCACUCCGGCUUUCGUGGUGGACCUGGAUAUUGUGAAAAGGAACUCGGAGGCAAUGCUGGAGCGCUUCGCAAAGCUCGGGGUGCAGGUCCGACCUCACAUGAAGACCCAUAAGACAAUUGAGUGUGCUGACAUCAUGACCAGGGGGUUACGGCGGUGCAUCGUGGUGUCCACCCUGGCUGAGGCUUCAUUCUAUGCUGAUGGUGGUUAUGAUGAUAUCCUCUACGCAUAUCCACUAACCCCUGAGAAAGUAAAGCGCUGUGCAGAGUUAUCAGAGAGGCUUUCUUUGUUCCACGUGCUGGUGGACAACACUGUGGCGCUGCAGGAGCUAAAGAAGAAACCGCUGAAGCAGGGCAAAGUCUGGCACGUGUGGCUGAAGCUGGAUUGUGACACGGGUAGAGCGGGUGUUCCUCACUCGGAUCCUGCUGCUCUGCAGCUAGCCAAGGAAAUUUCUGGCGCAGAAGGGGUGGAGCUUACAGGAAUCUACACCCACUGUGGAAACACCUACAAGUGCGAGGGGGAGCUGCAAAUCAAGGCGGUCGCUCAGGAAACGACAAGUCUGGUGUUGCAGUUUGUGGAGAAGCUAAAAGCUGUCGGGAUCCAGGAUGUGAAAUCGAGCAUUGGCUCCACCCCUUCGUGCAGUCACCCAGUUUUAGACAUGGCUAUGCUGAGUGAGGUCCAUCCUGGAAAUUAUGUCUUUUACGAUGCACAGCAGUCGCUUCUUGGAUCCUGCACACUUGAAGACGUUGCGGUACGGGUGCUGACGAGGGUCAUAGGUCAUUACCCGCAUAGGAACCAGCUCUUGGUGGAUUGCGGGUGGACCGCACUGAGUCAGGACGGAGCAAACCGUUUGCCAACAGGCUAUGCGAUUUUCGAGAACCAUCCAGAGCUUAAAUUGGUGUCGAUGACUCAGGAACACGGCGCUGUGGAACCUGUAUCUGGAAAUCUGGAUUUCAGUCAGUUCCCUCUGGGCUCCAUGCUGUCCCUCAUACCUUACCAUGCUUGUGCUACAGCGGCGAUGCAUCCCGUCUACAUCGUCCAUUCCAAAGGAAAAGUUGUAGGCAACUGGAAACCAACACGUGGAUGGUAACCUACAGGAGGAAAAAAAAAAACAUUUAUGAGGAGUGUUUAGGAAUCAUUUAGCUUUUAAAACCUCCUCAAAAUGAAUACCUGGUCUCACUAAUGCUCUUCCAGAUCAAAGUCAAUUGGCUUUAUACUCAUUUAAACCACACACAGGAGCAAGGUUUUAUAUAAAUGGCUUUAUUAAAGCAAUAAAUUCUGAAUCAGCACAUUGGCCACCCCCAAAAUCUGGAGAUGAUUCUACUAAAUCUGGACAGAGAUGUUCAACCAGCACCUUUAGGUAUGAAUUUCAGGUGUGCAAUCUUUUGGUCAUGUAGUGUAUGACUAAAUGUAAGUAUUAUUACGCAUUCGAAAAUUAAUCUCGGGCAACUAUGCAAAAUCCCGUCCUGUUUUAACACGGACACCUUUUCACUUGUCAUUCUAACGGUUUCAAUCAAGAAUGUUUUUAAUGAGCUGUGUUUGAUUUUUAUUGCCUAACUAUAGAAUCUGAAUGCUCUUAUGCCACAUUUUUUAAUUUACAAAUGUGAUCAGUAUAAUUUUCUAAUGUAGAAUUUGGUGUAAAUAAAAAGCCAGAAAAUGCA